Messenger RNA from Miscanthus lutarioriparius, 1692 nucleotides. NCBI's taxonomy places the organism in Eukaryota, Viridiplantae, Streptophyta, Magnoliopsida, Poales, Poaceae. The record is from the annotation of a GenBank genome assembly.
AUGGAGGCACCGCGCCCCUUCCUCUCUCUCUUUCCGCGGCUCUCUCCCUGCUUUUGCCCGGUGCAUAAAGCAGGCUGCCAGCUUGCGCAGCGCAGCGAGGCGAGCCUUCUUCCCCUCUCCUCCCUCCUCCAGCCUUCCCCUCACACCACUCCAAAACCCCAAAACCCCAAAUCGCGGAACCCCAGCCACUCCUCCAUGGCGGCCUGGAGCUCUCGCGAGUACGACAAGCCGAUGGCGGCGUCCUUGCGCAUGAUCGCCUCCGCCAUCGGGAUCGGGGCCGGCGGAAUUAGUUCCGAGAUGGUGGACCAGAUGAAGCGCAGCGUAGCGUCGUCGGAUUGCGACGGGAGCAACAUCAUGGAGGUGCUUGAAAGAAUGGCUGAAGAUUCUGACGAGGAGGAGCACCUGGGGCCACUGCAUGAUGCGGCAAGCGCGGGCAAAAUGGAUGCUUGCAAACACCUGGUGGAAAAUCUUGAGUUUGAUGUCGAUGUUUGUGCUAAUGAUGGCUCGGGGAAGACUCCUUUGACUUGUGCAGUGUCACGUGGCAAAGUGAUUGCUGUGAGGUAUCUUAUUGCCAAGGGUGCAGAUCUUAAUAAGCAAGAUGCCAUGGGCUUUACUCCUCUGCACUAUGCUGUCAAACGAGGGUACAGUGGAAUAGCACGUUUGUUGCUCUCUAGAGGAGCUAAUGUUGAUCUGGAAUCUUCUGAAGGGACACCGCUACAUGUUUCUGCUGCGCGUGGGAAGUUCGGUGUCAUGGAGAUUUUAUUGGAACACCAUGCAGACCCAGAUAGGGUUUCCCCAGAUCUUUAUACACCCCUGGCUAAAAUUCUUUGUGCCACAUAUGAAAAAGCCAGUGUAUCUGCUUGCUUAAAGUGCAUGAAGCUCCUUGUCAAGGCUGGUGCUGAUUUGAAUUCUACAAAUCCUGAUACUCCAUUAAUUAUAGCAACUAGCAGAGGCUUAAAUGAGUGUGUUGAUUACUUAUUGGAGGUUGGCGCUGAUGCAAAUAUUCCAAUCAAACAUGGCCGUAAAACACCAAUAGAAAUUGCUGCAAAGUCUGGAAGAAGAAAUCUUGUUGAGAGUUUAUUUCCUUUCACUUCACCCAUUCAAACCAUUUCAGACUGGAGUGUUGAAGGAAUCCUUGCUUAUGCAAGAUCAAGGCAAUCAAAACACAAGGGCCAGAAAUCUGAUAAUGAUAAUGAUAGCAAAAAUCAGCUGAACUUAAAUGGUGAAAGAUCAGUCAAGGAGGAUGCUGGUGCAUCAAAGGGCUGCACCGAGGAUAAAUUAAGUGAUGAAGAUAGGAAGGCUCAGCUGAAAUUACAUGGUGGACAAGCAGUUAAAGAAAAGGAUUAUGCUGGUGCUUCAAAAUUCUACACUGAGGCAAUCAUGUUGGACCCUGCCGACGCAACACUGUAUUCAAAUCGGAGCUUCUGCCAUCUGAAAAUUGGUGGAGCCAGGGAUGCUCUGGUUGAUGCUAAUGCUUGCAUAAGCCUGCAGCCUGACUGGCCAAAGGGUUACUACCGUAAAGGAGCUGCCCUCAUGUCGCUUAAGGAGUACAACGAAGCACGUGAUGCAUUCAUGGAUGGGUUGAAACUGGAUCCUUCAAAUUUGGACAUACAGAACGCUUACUGGGAGGCAGACGAGGCAAUGAUCAGGAAACAUUCUACUGGACAAAGUGCCGAUGAAUUAUUUGAGUAG